Messenger RNA from Manis pentadactyla (Chinese pangolin), 957 nucleotides. Its product is annotated as zinc finger protein 449-like. The coding region runs from base 1 to 957 and encodes 318 amino acids. The record is from RefSeq and is a predicted model, not a curated record. The transcript is spliced from 5 exons. Lineage: Eukaryota; Metazoa; Chordata; Mammalia; Pholidota; Manidae.
AUGGCUGUGCCCCUGGGUAGUGCGAUGCAGACCUUGAAUCAGGGCUCCGUGUUUCAUGAGUAUAAUACUAACCGUGAAGUCUUCCGCCAGCGCUUCAGACAGUUCCAGUAUGAAGAAGCAGCUGGGCCACGUGAUGCUUUCAAGAAACUCUCGGAACUUUGCCGUCAGUGGCUGAAGCCAAAUUUAGGUUGUCUGGAAGAAAUCUUGGAAGUGCUAGUGUUGGAGCAACUCAUGCAGAUUCUGCCCAUAGAGAUACAGAACUGCAUCAGGCAGUUUAGCAUGAAAAAUAGAGAAGCUCUUUUUUCACUGAUAGAAUUCUUACAGACAAAAACUGACGUAUCAGAGCAGCAGGUGGAUAGGCAGGAAGGCCUCUUGGAAGAACUGGCACCAGUGGGAACAGCGCACAUACCACCAAACAUCCACCUGGAGUCACCGCCAGUCCAAGUGAUGGGACCUGCCCCCGAGGCCCCAGUGGCAGAGGCGUGGAUCCCACAGGGAGGGCCGCAGGAGCUGAGCUAUGGUGCUGCUGGGGAAUGCCAGCUCUUUCUGGACCCAGGAUGCUCAUGGCCAAUCCGGGACCUGAGGCUCCCCAAAGGGUAUCAAGAAGAGCCGUGGGAGAUGGAAUUCCACGACCCCAAGGAAGGGAUUGCAGGACUCCACGGCUCUGUGAUAGAUGGAAAUGGGCCCAAUUCACCCAAACACUCAGAAGAGCUGAAAAGUCCGUUGGGAACUCCCGCAGAGCAGCUGCCGUGGGAUGGCCCAGUGUCUGUCCAUGACGAGAGCCCGUCUCUAGGAGAGGCAGCUGAGAGCUCCAGCAGGGAAGGGCCCCUCAGCCCCAGACCCCAGAAGCAGGAAAGUCCCGGAGACCUCAUAAGGCAUCAUCAGGGUCACACAGAGGAGAUGCCUUUUGAAUGCGCUGUGUAUAGGCCUGUCCCCGGGGGGCCUGGGGCUGUGUGA